UUGUAGUUUUUUUUAUAAAUAUUAUCUAUGAGUUCUAGCUUUGACCAUUCUUCUAGUGAAAGUGAGCAAUCAAGCUCUAGUAGUUCUAGUUCAGAUGAGACUCAGACCACACUCAAGAUGAAAGUCAUACCCGAUCCACCGGCAUCAUGGCAUCCACCAGGCAGUCUUCCUACCACAUCACGUAGCGGUAGUACAUCACAUGGCUCUGUUUCAGCUGGUCCUAGCUCAAGUCAAGCCACACAAAAGCAGACAAGGGGUCCCACAUAUGUGCAUGGUCAAUGGGGUACUAGUGAAGAUGGCAUUUUAAAAGUUGUGCCAAAUGAGUUGAAUCAAGUAGUUGAAAGACACACAUCCCUUGCUUCACAUUUGGGCGUUUUGGCACGAGGUGGGAGUCUUGCACCACUCACUUUUAUGACUUGGCAUUAUGUUCCAAAACAAAACAAAGAUAACAUAUGGAGGGAGAUAAAGGCUCAUACGGAUGCAGAUGAAUCCAUGAAGAGAACAAUAAUGGCUUCAUUUGGAAAGAAAUGGAGAGAUUGGAAAAGUCGAGUGAAAACAAUGGGAUACAAACCCUUCAAGAAUGAUGCAGAAAGGUUGGCUCAUCGACUAGAUAGAGUACAUGAGGAUCAGUGGCGGGCUUUGGUCUACUAUUGGGGCACUCAGAGUGCAUCGAAAUCAAGCAAGAAGAAUAGAAAAAUCCGGAAGAAGAAGACAUUACAUCAUAGAACAGGCCGAAAGCCUUUCUCAGUAGUUCGACUGGAGGAGACAAAAAAGAACAAUGGGGUUCCUGCUAGUCGGUCACAGGUGUGGAUGGCCGCAUACAUGAAAGAUGGGACGUCAAAUAGUGAUUCAGUUAAUGAGAUUAUGGUAUGUGAUACUACUUUAUCUUUGGACUUUUAA
Camellia sinensis is the source of this 900-nucleotide messenger RNA. The record is from RefSeq and is a predicted model, not a curated record. NCBI's taxonomy places the organism in Eukaryota, Viridiplantae, Streptophyta, Magnoliopsida, Ericales, Theaceae.